UCCGUCUUGGGGCCCCUCCUGUGGAACCUCGGUUAUGACUGGGUCCUCCGCGGGGCACAACUCCCUUACAUGGUCACGCUGUGUUAUGCGGAUGACACACUGGUGGCUGUGCGAGGGCGGGAGUUGGAGGAGGUUCUCAGGAGGGCGGCGGUGGCGACGGAGCUCACCGUCCACCGCAUCGGGCUCCUCGGGCUGCGGGUCGCCAUCGCAAAGACCGAAGCCAUGGUCCUGGGGGGCGUGAGGCGGUGGAGGCUACAGGCAAACACGGCGCUGAGGGUGGAGGGCCAGUCUGUCCAGGUCAAGGCCAACAUAAAAUACUUGGGCCUUGUCCUGGACAGAAAGUGGACUUUUGAGGAGCACUUCGCAAGACUCGCUCCUCGUCUCGUGGGUGCUGCCUCGGCGCUGGGCAAUCUGCUGCCCAACUUGGGAGGGCCGAACGCCCCCUGCAGGCGGCUGUUCGCGGGGGUCGUCCGGAGUAUGGCGCUCUACGGAGCGCCAAUCUGGGCCGGAAGGCUGCGAGAACGCACCAAGGCGUUACUCCGUCGGCCCCAGAGGGUCGUGGCCCAAAGGGCAGUCAGGGCCUACCGCACCACUUCCCAUGCCGACUGGCUAGGAAGAAGGAGGGGGGUCCUCACGUACCGGUUGACUCAGGUGGUGACCGGGCACGGGUGCUUUGGACACUACCUGCACCGGAUAGGGAGAGAGCCGAGCACCCAGUGCCUGGACUGCGGUGUGGAGGACGAUACGGCCCAGCACACCCUUGAGGAGUGUAGUCGCUGGGCCGUGGAAAGGGCUGCGCUGGUCGCAGCCACAGGACUGGUGGACCUCUCGCUGCACAGCGUCAUAGGGGCGAUGCUGAGCAGCGAGAGAAGAUGGGAUGCGGUGGCCUCCUUCUGUGAAGACGUCAUGUCACAGAAGGAGGCGGCGGAGAGAGAGCGCGAAGCUGCGGCUGACGCGCUGCCUCUCCGUCGAAGACGGCAGGGUCGAAGGCGACGAGCAUUCUUGCGCCACGACCCUUAGUGGGGCUAGCGGGUACGGGACCCGCA
Molecule: messenger RNA, 1046 nt
Organism: Leguminivora glycinivorella
Lineage: Eukaryota; Metazoa; Arthropoda; Insecta; Lepidoptera; Tortricidae
Exons: 2
Coding region: 70-1020 (316 amino acids)
Source: RefSeq, a predicted model, not a curated record